This is a messenger RNA of Thamnophis elegans (Western terrestrial garter snake), 799 nucleotides long. It is a transcript of the gene TM4SF5, whose product is annotated as transmembrane 4 L six family member 5. Gene Ontology annotation, cellular component: membrane. The record is from RefSeq and is a predicted model, not a curated record. NCBI's taxonomy places the organism in Eukaryota, Metazoa, Chordata, Lepidosauria, Squamata, Natricidae. Bases 54 to 656 code for a protein of 200 amino acids. The transcript is spliced from 5 exons.
GCCGAGUGAUCUGAACAAACAAGCUCUCGCGCGGCCCCUGCACACACGCCACCAUGUGCACCGGGAAGUGCUCCCGCCUGGUGGGCCUCACCCUGGUGGUCGCGGCCCUGGCCUGCAUGGCAGCCAACAUCCUGCUGCUCUUCCCCAACGCCGAGAACCAAUGGACGCCGGAUAACAUCACCAAGCAGGCCUGGCUCAUGGGGGGCGUCAUCGGCGGGGGGCUGAUGGUCCUCUGCACCGGCUGCUCCUCCGUGCGGGCCGGCGGGAAAGGAUGCUGCGGCUACGGAUGCUGCGGGAACCGCUGCCGGAUGCUGCGCUCCGUCUUCUGCUCCAUCUUCGGGGGCCUGGGGGCCUUCUACUGCCUGGUGGUCUCCUGCACAGCCCUGGCCGACGGGCCCUGGUGUGAAACGGAGGGUCAGAAGUGGGCCUCCCCCUUCAAGGACCUCAGUGAGAGCUAUCUUCGGAACCAGACCGUGUGGGAGGUGUGCGUGAACCCCCCCUCCAUCGUCCUCUGGCACGUCGUGCUCUUCUCCAUCCUGCUGGGGCUCAGCCUGCUGGAGCUGGUGCUGUGCGGCAUCCAGGUGGUCAACGGCCUCCUGGGCACCGUCUGUGGCGACUGCCGCAAGGACAACGACCGAGCUGGGGAAGGCCUGUGAGACCGACCGACCGACCGACCGGAGCACUCGCACCAACAUCCACUCCUCCCCCCACUUGCCCCCUCCCCACAAAUCUCUUGGCCAGCAGGGGUGCAAUCGCGAAGGUUUAUUGGAAGCCCCCAAAUAAACGGCUCUCUGCUGCA